Molecule: messenger RNA, 9179 nt
Organism: Prinia subflava (tawny-flanked prinia)
Lineage: Eukaryota; Metazoa; Chordata; Aves; Passeriformes; Cisticolidae
Gene: SLC6A6
Product: solute carrier family 6 member 6
Exons: 17
Coding region: 233-2218 (661 amino acids)
Biological process (GO): neurotransmitter transport; taurine transmembrane transport; sodium ion transmembrane transport
Cellular component (GO): plasma membrane
Molecular function (GO): gamma-aminobutyric acid:sodium:chloride symporter activity; taurine:sodium symporter activity
Source: RefSeq, a predicted model, not a curated record
AGCAGGAUGGGUGAUGCUCAAAGCUCCCUCAUUAGACAACAGACACGAGAGGUCAGGAAGAAAGCGCUUAUAAAUUACCGUUUCCUCCUGCUCGGCGCUGCUAGUCGCGCCGCACCGCUCCGCCGGACGCGCCGCACCGCCGCAGGGGCGCAGCGGCGCGCAGGCACCGCGGCCAGCGGACACAGGAAAAGAAAAUACAUUCAGCAGAGACUCUUCUUCAUUGCCUCAUCCUAUGGAGGAAUCACCACUGCCCAUCUACAUUGAGGAGGGGACAGAAGUCCCGAUUGCCAAAAAGGAGUUGAUUGCUCUUGGCAUCAGUCAAAUCUGGACCCAGAAGACCACAGAAAGCAGAAAUAUGGCAACAAAGGAAAAGCUUCAGUGCUUGAAAGAUUUCCACAAGGACAUCCUCAAACCUUCCCCCGGCAAGAGCCCGGGGACACGGCCUGAGGAUGAGGCCGAGGGAAAGCCACCGCAGCGGGAGAAGUGGGCGAGCAAGAUCGACUUCCUGCUGUCCGUGGCGGGCGGGUUCAUUGGUUUGGGCAACGUCUGGCGGUUCCCGUAUCUCUGCUACAAAAACGGCGGAGGUGCAUUUCUUAUACCUUAUUUCAUUUUCCUGUUUGGGGGAGGUCUUCCCGUGUUUUUCCUGGAGGUGGUGCUAGGACAGUAUACCUCCGAAGGUGGAAUUACAUGCUGGGAAAAGAUCUGCCCUAUUUUCACUGGAAUUGGUUAUGCUUCCAUAGUGAUUGUGUCCCUUCUGAAUGUGUACUACAUCGUGAUCCUGGCCUGGGGACUCUACUACCUGUUCCAGUCGUUCCAGAGCGUCCUGCCAUGGGCACACUGCCACCAGAAGUGGAACACGCCCACCUGCGUGGAAGACACUCUCAGGAAGAACCAAACGCUUUGGAUAUCUCUGAAUGCCACUAACUUCACCUCUCCUGUCACAGAGUUUUGGGAGCGCAAUGUGCUGAGCUUGUCCUCGGGAAUUGAAGAUAUUGGUAUUAUCAAAUGGGAUCUAGCACUGUGUCUCCUCCUUGUCUGGGUGAUCUGUUUCUUCUGCAUUUGGAAAGGAGUCAAGUCCACUGGGAAGGUAGUGUACAUCACUGCCACGUUCCCAUUCAUCAUGCUCCUUGUUCUACUCAUCCGUGGUGUGACCCUGCCUGGAGCUGCAGAAGGCAUCAAGUUUUAUCUCUACCCUGAUAUCUCACGGUUAGCUGACCCACAGGUCUGGAUAGAUGCAGGGACACAAAUCUUCUUCUCAUAUGCAAUCUGCUUAGGAGCAAUGACUUCCCUGGGGAGCUACAACAAGUACAAAUACAACUGCUAUAGGGACUGUUUGCUGCUGGGAUGCCUGAACAGUGGUACCAGUUUUGUGUCUGGCUUCGCAAUUUUUUCCGUCCUGGGCUUCAUGGCACAAGAGCAAGGGGUGAACAUUGCUGAUGUGGCAGAGUCAGGUCCAGGCCUGGCCUUCAUUGCCUACCCAAAAGCCGUGUCCAUGAUGCCACUGCCCACCUUUUGGGCAAUCCUUUUUUUUAUUAUGCUUCUGUUGCUUGGACUGGAUAGCCAGUUUGUUGAAGUUGAAGGACAGAUCACGUCAUUAGUUGAUCUGCACCCAUCCUUCCUAAGGAAGGGUUACCGACGGGAAAUCUUCAUCGCUAUAGUGUGUUUCCUUAGCUAUCUUCUGGGACUAACUAUGGUGACUGAGGGUGGCAUGUAUGUUUUUCAACUCUUUGACUACUAUGCAGCUAGUGGUGUAUGCCUUUUGUGGGUUGCAUUCUUUGAAUGUAUUGCUGUAGCCUGGGUUUAUGGCGCUGAUAAUAUUUAUGAUGCCAUUGAGGAUAUGAUUGGAUACAGACCUGGUCCCUGGAUGAAAUGGAGCUGGAUUGUGAUCACACCAGUUCUUUGUGUGGGGUGCUUUAUCUUUUCUUUGGCCAAGUAUAAACCACUGACCUACAACAAGGUCUACACAUACCCAGACUGGGCAAUUGGCCUGGGCUGGGUUCUUGCCCUUUCCUCCAUGAUCUGCAUCCCUAUGGUGAUGGUCAUCCGCAUCAUUCAGUCAGAUGGGUCACUCAUUGAGAGGAUAAAGGCAGUGGCUGCCCCCAAGGAAGUGAAUCGAUGGUCCAAAGAAACAGAGAGUGCCAUCCCCUUCUACCCCAAUGGAACUUCGAUUGGCGGAUUGAUCAAGCCAACUCAUAUCAUUGUGGAAACCAUGAUGUGAGCUCUCUCUGUGAGAGGAUAAACCUGCUUUAACUGCCGUUUACUAACCAUAGAUUCUCAUAGGACCAGGUUUACAGAGCUUUAUAUUUGCACUAGGAUUUAUUUUUAUUUCUCACAGAGAAAGUUAUUUUUUGUGUGUGUGGUUUUUUUUUUUUAAUAUUUUGUAAGGUAAUCACAGCAGACAUCUCUCUGUAGAGGGAGAGCUUUCAUAUCAGACUAGACAUAUUACAAGAAUUUACUAUUAUUGGGUUUUUUAAAAUAUAUAUAUCUUUAUCUCUAAAUAUUACACACCUAACCACUUGAAUUGAUUGUCUUACCAGCAAUACAUUCAAGUCUCAGAAAGCAAUUUUAGGUGCUGGUAUGGUUGGGAGCAGGGUAACCUACAGAACACACAAAAGAAGCUCUGUUGAGAGAUACAUUUUUUAAAAAAUGCUGUUUCAAGAAAAUUUUCAAAGGUGUAGUAUUUCCACCCUCUGGUUCAACUGUGGUAAACGGCAGGUGUCAGGGUCACUUUAGGCAGUGGGCACAGUUCUGUUUAGUGCAGUCCUUGGAUAAGGAUAUAGCCAAACAGCUGGAGUGGAGAGCUUGCAAGGGAUGCAGAGAAGCUGGGUGUGAACAGUCUUGCGGCUGUCCCUCCCAGGGACAGCACUGGGACCCUGUCACACUGACUGAGGAGAACUUGAGGAAGGCAUUGGCAGGAUUUGGCAUGGUUCAGUCUUUUUUUGUUGUUCUUUUUAAAAUUUUGGGUUGGUUUGGUUUUUUUGGUUUUUUGUGGGGUUUUUUUUUUACUUAAGUGAAAUGCCUGCUGUUUGUGUGUGAGCAGGGAGGUGGAGUAUCUGCUCCUGAGUUUUCCAGCAAACUGUAUUUUGGUGUGGUGGCACUGGUGUAAAAUUGAAUUCUGCAGACAGGGAGGGCAGCCUGUCCCCAGGGCAGCAGGGAUGAGCACAGAGCAGCCAAGAGGGGAAAAGCAGCACCUGCUCUCUGGGUGCUUUUCACUUUCUCAUUUGGACUUUGGGUAGGAAAAUAAAGGAAUCACUUCUGGACUCUGACUGUCCAGAGCUGAACACAAACCAGGUCAUCCCUGACAGGAGGAACAAAACCACUCACCUGGUGUAACUGGUAUUGAUAACAGAUACAUUGUUAAUAAUAAUAGUAAUGGUGAUAAUAAUGUCACACAGCAAACAGGUGCUUUUCAUCCAUGUAGCUCAAAAAUGCUUUUCCAAGUUUGGUAACCAAGAUUUGCUUUAUUUAUUUAUUUGGGGGAGGGAGGUCAUUGCUGUUGGAGGAACAGACAAAAGGACUAAGUGAGUCCCUUGUCCGUGUUACUGAAUAGCAGCAGUGGACCUGGAACCUCCAGUCUCCUUGCUCAUCAUUGGACUAAACCAUGAAUUUAUUUUAUUUUACAUUAUUUUAUUCUAUUUUAUUUUAUUUUUAGGGUGGCUGGAGGGUGGCAAACAUAUUUAUGAAUCUUUGCUGAAGAAACAGGGCUGUUUGGAAUUUAAAUUAAAGCAAAGGGAACAUGUAACACUGAAAUAUUUUGUGUUGGUCAGAAGGAAUUGGGUACCAUUCCAGGUGAGACUGGGAAAUGAAGAGAAAUGACUACAAGGAGUACAGGAAUGGGGAUUCCACUUCAUGUAGUGCAGGUGGAUGUUUCUGUGGGGAAUUGGAUCCCUGAAAACUGUCCAAAACAUGGACAAAAGUAUUUUUCUUUUCUUUUCUUUUUUUUCUUUUCUUUUUUUCUUUUUUUUUUUUUUUUUAACUUGAGCAGGUUGUGCUGGGAACAGGUUCUCUGGCAAAACUCAGCUUUGUCUUGUGGGCAUUGUAUUAGAGGAAGAGAGGUUUUUUUCUUAUGAUACCACAGGUAGUCUAUCCAAAGGUAUUUAGAAGAAAUGCUUGAUAAAAGCAGAGUUUGUAUCUGCUUAUUCUGCUGUCAGCUUAGUCUGUCAGGGCAGAGGUUGUCAUUUAUUUAAACAGGAACAUAAACAGUUCUUAACAUUCCUACACAGUAGCUUCAUUUCAUUUUCUCCCGCCCUGUGUGCUAACUGGCCACAGCAGCACAAACAUUUCUUAGCUUGUUGGUUUCUCUGUAACAGAAACAGGGAGAUGUAAAACCAAGAGAUGGACCAAAAUAAUUACUAAUUAUUAAAGAAAAACAUCGCUGCAUCUAUAACUUUCAAAUCUUUCUAGUUUGAAUUUGUGGAUAUUUUUACAACAGAGAGCUGAGUUGCAGCAACCAAACCAGCUGUGGUAGAAUUGUUUUCUUUUUUCUGGUUGCUGUGUUAUGAGAGUUCUGAAGGAAACUUUUGCACAGUUGGAGAUGGCAAAUAUCUAAAUGACACCUGCUGGGCCAGUGGCAGAAAACAUCCAAGCUUACAGGAAGAAUUCUGAGAGCCAGUGGGUGUCAUCAAAUGUGCCCAAAAUAAAGAAAAAUGCAUACAGCAAUUUUCUUUUUUUUAACAAUCAAAGGCAAGGAAAUGUAACCAAAGAUAACUCUCUUAGUGGGCUCCAGCUUGGACUCUCAUUUUUGAGUUACAAUCAGGGUCUGCAGUAAACAGACAUGGGUGAAGAGGAAGUAGAAGGUUAGGGGGGUCUAAAUUAAUGGUUUUUGUGAGUGCAGAUGAAACACUGAUGCUUCAUUUAUUUCUUUUUUUUUAUAUAGACACAUUGUCAUACAACUGUGUUUGAGAUUAUUUAGUUUGCAUGUGACUUUUGUGCUAUAGAGCUGAGACAAGCUUUAGUUAGGGAAAAAAAUGGUUUGGCUGCAUCAAAAAUGUCUCCAGCGAGUCAGCUGGGUGUUUAGGCAUCUCCUGUGUUAUGGAGAGUGUCUUAGUGGGCAGAACCAGAGGGAUAAUACUACACCUUUCAAAAUACAACGACCAGAGACUAGAACCCAGCCCCAUUUCAGUACAAACUGUGCCAUUCAAAUCAGUUGCUUCCAUGUUCCAAGGGAAAAGGUCUCGCACAUAUGCAACAACCUUUGUGAAGAAUCUCUGUCAGCUUCCUUGGCCCUGCUGUGCUUUUCAGCACGACUACAAGGGAGGGCUGGGACUCACCAAGAGCCAAGAAAUCAUUGUUUCUCAAACAGUUCCCCUCUUCCCUCCUCCCUCCCCUGACCAAAAAAACCAAAAGUACUUAAUUCUUUUUGUUUUAUCUGAGGUUUGAGUUCCAGUGAGAACAUUUGCAUUUUUACAGUUUGGGGUUUUUACCUAACGAUUUUAUCAGAUUUCUAAACUUUUCUUGGUGAUAAAUUUGCAUUUCAACAUGAUCGUCUGCCAAAUUUAUUAAAAAAUAAUUUUUAAAGAACGUUUGUGUUUUCUACCUAUUUUGACUGCAAAGACAACUGACUUUUUUCCUGUAUUUACUUGUUUAAACUCUUAUGACCUAUUUUACCUGUUUUGUGUAAAUGAGGAACUCUGUGUUAAAACAUCAUGGCUAGUUAUAGAUGAACGGGUUUGGAUCUGGGGAAAAAAGUGCAGUUUUGGCAUGAGAUCUUUAGAACCAGAUCCCCGAGAUUUAAGCCAGCGUAAACCAAGAAAAAACGCACACCUUUUCAUGUUUCAUGUACCUUUGUAUUCCUGGGGUCUUCUGGGCUUGAAAACAGCAGCGUUUCAGCAGUAUUUAUUUCCAGCUGAACUGCAAUCAAGACAUAGCAGAAAUGUAAAGGGGACCAUUUCCCCAUGAGAUUUUUCUGACCUGCUUCUUAUUUUUCUCAAUUUUCCAAACCUUUUCAGUUCACCUGUCACUAGUGAUGAUCUCUCUGAACGAGCAUCUAUUCUAAGGGACUUUACCAGUAGUCUGUAUCUCAGUGUUUAAACAGUAUGAUUUCAUAAAUAGAACUGGGUUUUUAUUGUUGCUGUUAUUCUACUUUUCCUUCUCAUCUAUAGCUUUCCUUUUCAUCUGGUCCAAACAGAUCCACAAAUCUAGAAAAGUCCUCUUUCAAGUUUGAGAUAGUAGGUCCACAAUGGAUUUGUUCUUGUGUUGUAAAUGAAAAUACAAAAGCCUGGCAGCUGUAUUUACCAUCUAGAACAGUGCUGGUGGCCACCCCACAGCAGCAGCACAGCUCCUGAAAUUAGGGGUGGAGGGGGGUUAGGUAUGAUCUGCUGAAACAGCUCAGCAAAAUUGAUUUUCACUGCUGUUCUUGUGGAGGAAAUGAGAAAAAAAGCAGGGGAGAAAAAGACAGUGCAGCCUUACAGUUGCUGUAACAACAAAAAACCCCAACAACAUCAGCAGAGCUUUUACUGUCGCUGCCAGAACAGCACCUCCUGCAGCUGUCUCCAGUCCUGUGUUCCUCCUCCUUUCCCAACUGCAGAUGCUCCUGGUUCCUCCUCUUUGUCUCAGCGUUAGAUAACUCAAGUAGAUCUGAAGACACACAGACAUCUCCAUGCAAUAGAUCUUUUCCAAGUCUCCUCCUGGUCUGUUUUUAUUUGCUAAGGAGACUUUCAGUUUUGUUGAGGUUGUGCUUGUCACACUUGGGUUCAAAGCUCCCACUUGUUGCAUCAUGGCAAACUUCCAGCUGUGGGAGAAGGAUUUGAACACUUUUGAAUAACUGAUUAUUAGCUUCCAUGUCUUGUGGUCCCUGCAGGAUCACUCUUGGAGGCAUAAUGUAUAUAAAAUGUUAAAUAAGCUGUGCAUUGAAUGCAGUGGACAAGUUAGUUAAGCAGCUCAAGUACACUUGGAAGAAAGAUGACCCUGACAUCAUUUCCAAGGAGAAUCAAUGAAAGUUGCUCACUUUCAGUAAAAAGAAUAAAAAUAAAUCUGUGUUUAAGUAGACUAGUAGAUGAAAUCUUCCACCCUCAUAUGCACGCACACAGUGGGGACAUUGCUUCUAUUCCUAGGCUGCAAAUCACGUGUGUAAAUCUUGCCAAGCUGUUCAGGAUGAGGAUUGAGGAGGUUUAGGCACCACUUACCUGCAAAGAGCCAACCUGCCAGGGUGUCCAAAUGGUCUUUCCUAAAUGGGGAUGGUGGAAGAGGGAAAGUAAUAACAAAAUCCUGGACCAUGGCCCCUCCAAAGAAGCCUUAAGGUUCCAUUUGUAAGCUCUCCUGGCUCCUUGUAGGCAUCACAUGGCUCCUGGCAUGGGAGGUUGGGUGUGGUGUGGGUUCAGGCAGCUGCCCUGGACUUGUUUUCUCUGAAAUCAGCAUCCAAAGCCUUGUGGUUAGGAUUGACGUGCAGUUGUGUAUUUGUAUAUUUGCAUGAGCAAAGGUCAGGAACUGUCAGACCCUGGUAGCUUGUUUUAUUUCUUAAAGAUAAGCUUAAGAAACAAAGUACUUAGUUGAUUUGGUGACACUUGACAUUUAAGAAACCCUUGAACUAGUGCAAAAGAGGUGCCCUGAGCUUCAUAUUUUGGUCACAAAAAUUUUCGUAUGGUGUUAGCAGUCAAUUUGAGUCUAUGGGAAAGAUUGCUCAAGAGAGACUUGAAUAUAACCAGCACCAGCACCCACUGGAAAACUGCCUGAUCCAGCCCCCACCCUCCACCAGAUUGUGGCUCUUUUCUGUUAGCCCAAAAAAAUGUGUACAUGGACAACACUUCUCUGAAAAAAAAAAACCAAAAACAAAACUCAAUUUGUUUGUUUCUUAUUAAAAGUAAACAGAAAAAGUCACAUUCUUUGUGUGGUUUUUUUCCAGUUGUCUUUGGGAAUUGGUAAUUUCAAUUUACCCAUGUCCUAAAGCAAGAACAGAAAUAGCUUUGAGACACCAUUUCAUCGGAAACAGGGACAAGCUCAAAAUUUUGCAGGUUGAAAACUUCAAGAAAGCAAGUCACCCACCCAUCCCCAUCAAAGAUUGAAAACUUUGGUGACAGGGUUUGUGCCUGGAAAAGAGCCUGACCCUGCUGGUAAUGUUGGGCAAUUAAAUGGCAGACACAGCCUUUUUGUAUUGCUGCUGUGUCCUCAUUUGAAAUAAUCAGUAAAAGUGUCAGAAUUUAAUUACCACGAGCUUUAGGAGUAAAGUAAAUUGAAGAUAAUUUCAAAGGGGCAAGUUUGGGAGGUUUGUUCCCUGUGGAUCUGCAGUGCUCAGCGGGGUGGUGCUGCUCACUUUCACAUUUGCAGCACAGGGAAAACAUGGCCUGACUCAAGAAAUCAGAAGAAAUAAGGGGAAAAAUAAAGCUAUUAAAAAAAAAAAAAAAAAAAGUAGAACUCGAUGAUGCUAAGGAGCUGUGCAUGUGCUCUGUAGGGCUUCAGUCCCGUAGCACAGUGAGCACGGUACUGUUCCUAAUGUACCUGCUUCUGGAGCUGAGCUGUUAGAAAGGGUUGAACUUUUUUCAAUAUACAAAGAAAAAAAAAGAAGAAAAAAAAAAACCAAACAGUGGCAAAAUUAUGCUGAGAGGCUGAUAAACAAAACCUGAGGGGGCAAGUUGAGUUAGUCCGUGACCUGCUCCUGUCCUGGAAGCCAGCGCCGGUCUCUCAGCAUCGCAGCAUCCCAGUACUGUUCUGAAGUGCUCGUUGUUCAAUAGGAUGUUAUUUUUUCUCCAGUGUAAUGUUGUGAUUGUUACCUGAUAAUGUUGCCAGGGACUUCACAUUGUAAGAGGUGGUCCAUCUUGUUUGAUGUAUUUGGCUAAAAAACAGUGGUGUUUUUUUAACUAUUUAAACUCCUAGCAACUGUGACUACAGUAAUGUGAUAAUGAGUAGCACAUGCAGCGAGGAGGCGAGGGUGAUGAUAGCCUCCUUAAAAAUGUCAGCUGAACUUUUUUAAAAGAAAAAAAACCUUAAAAAUAUUUUUAAAACAUUCUAAACCAUUUUUGUGCGUUCCAAAAUGGAACAUUUGUAUUUGAAAAAAAAUCCUGGAGUGUAAUUUAAUCCUAAAACCCCCUAGCCUUUGUGUAUAUGGUAAAUGUUUGUAUUUUGCGGUUUCUGUUUUGCUUUUUAGAUAAAUGAAAUGUAUAUGGACAUUUUUAAGUCAUCUUUGCUUUUUUAGAUGAGUUUGUAAUCACCUUAUAACUGAAAAUAAAACUUUCCUUUAUAAACCA